UGUUUCUUUUUGUGCCGGAAGUCUUACAGUAACUCCGCGAUGGCAGCGACCUUUUGUCCAACGUGGUGUUUGUAGAAUUUUAUAUUAUUCACACACCUAAAAUGCUCGUAUAUGUACCACACGGAAUGACUGUUUGGUGUUUGUAGGGUCCAUUUCAACUCUAACAUCAUGCUCUCCCUCAUUAAAGCUGCUGCCGGCGGGCUGACCGGAAUCUGUCAAACCAGCAGUCACCUACAAGGUCCUUUGCACAGCUACUUGAAAGUCCUCUCUGCAGGGCUGAAGACAUAUGAAAUCCCUCCAGACUACAGUGAUGUGGUGCUGCCAGACAAGCCCAAACUGAAGUUUUUGAACAAGGUGCCGAACUUAAAAAAGGCCAAGAAAGAGGCAAAGAAGCUGUGGGAUAUCCAGGGCCCAGCUAAAUCUGCAAAUACCUUCACCACGGGACAGUACGCUAUUGUGGCCUUGGGAGGUGGGUACCUCCACUGGGGUCAUAUAGAGAUGAUGCGUCUUACGAUCAAUCGAAAGAUGGACGCCCGGACCACGUUUGCAAUGUGGCGCAUCAACGCCCCUUACAAGCCCAUCACGCGGAAAGGUCUGGGUCAGCGCAUGGGUGGGGGCAAGGGAGCCAUCGACCACUACGUGACACCGGUUCGUUACGGACGUUUGAUCGUGGAGGUGGGAGGAAAGGUGGAGCUGGGCGAGGUCGAGCACAUCUUGACUGAAGUGGCAAAGAAGCUUCCUUUUCCUGCGAAGGUAAUGAGCAAAGAGAGUCUAGCAGCCCUGCAUAAGAAACAAGCUGACAUGGAGCAGAACAACCAGAAUCCCUGGAGCUUUAAGAAGAUCGCACAGGGCAACAUGCUGGGCAUCAGGAGGGUGCUCAGCCCCUUCGACCUGCACAACCACGGACGCUUCACGGGCAAAUUUCACUUUCCACAGAGGGUGUGACACACCUGAGGGACUGAAAUUUAAUAGUGUUGUAAUGUGAAGAAGAUUUUGGAAUUCUGAAAUGCUCCAUCUUUCAGUUGUAUGUCGGGAUCUUCUGUCAUCUUUUUGGGUUUUUGUGUGUUUUUCCAAUUAUGUUAGCAAAUAUAUCAUGUUCUUAAAGUGG
Molecule: messenger RNA, 1108 nt
Organism: Maylandia zebra (zebra mbuna)
Lineage: Eukaryota; Metazoa; Chordata; Actinopteri; Cichliformes; Cichlidae
Gene: mrpl16
Product: mitochondrial ribosomal protein L16
Biological process (GO): mitochondrial translation
Cellular component (GO): mitochondrial large ribosomal subunit; ribosome
Molecular function (GO): structural constituent of ribosome; rRNA binding
Source: RefSeq, a predicted model, not a curated record